Molecule: messenger RNA, 1152 nt
Organism: Knipowitschia caucasica
Lineage: Eukaryota; Metazoa; Chordata; Actinopteri; Gobiiformes; Gobiidae
Source: the annotation of a GenBank genome assembly
AUGUCUAAACUCGGCCCUCAGACUGUGGCCCUCAUGCUGUGGCCCUCAUGCUGUGUGAGGCAUCGCAUCCCAGAGAGCAGCUCGUUUCCAUACCACCCAAACCCAGCCGAGGCAAACGGCAUCUCCCUAUCUCCUCCAAGUCCCCCGGUACUCGGUGAACCUCCAGCUCGACACACCAUGCAGGAUGACUUAUUGAUGGAGAAAUCUCACCAUCAGCCACAGCCAGAGCGAGCGGACCCUCCUCCAGCGGCGAGUACUCCUUCCAAUUCCUCCCUGGAGCAGACCUCAUCCUCUGGGUCGUCCUCUGACGCCGAGUCCAGCAGCUGUAGUAGUAGCGGUGGCGUUGGUGGUGGGAAGGAUAAAUCGCCCAUGGAGUCACCUAUAUUACCAGGACUGAGCUUUCCACACCAAGAAACGCUCAGUCCGCAGUUGCCCCUGUCUCCAAACUCCUCAUUCGGGAGUGCGUGGUCCGUGGAUGACAGUAGCUACUUCCCUGGAAUGCCUUCUGUGAAUGGAACGAUGCUUUUCCAAAAUUUUCCCCAUGUGAACCCGGUGUUUGGGGGGAAUUAUACACAAGUGGGUUUGGCAGCGCAGUCUCAGCAGCAGCAGCAGCAGCAGCAGAAUAGGAGGUCCCCAGUGAGUCCAAAUCAAAGUUUCCAGCAGAGAAACGCGUACCAAAACUUCUCCAAAGGCUCCUUGACAAGCACUUCAUGGAAUAACAAUCAUCAGAGUUGGACUUCCACUCCGUCCAGUCCUUGGAGUGGGGUGCAGCAGCAUGGCAGGGACCCCAGGAGGGCAGUGGGGGUGGGGGUGGGGGGCAUGCCUUCUCAGUUGAACCCAGUGUCUCCUAUGAAAAAGCCCUUCGGGACCGGGAACGUGAUCGCUCCACCCAAGUUCCCCAGACCCCUCGGGCCCAAAGCGUGCUGGAUGGAUGAGUUCAGGGCGGACGGGAACAACAUGCUUCCUUUCCAGGAGCGGAAUCGUCCGUUUGAUGCCUUCAGUUUGCACUCUCUGGGAAACUCUCUCAUGGACAUGAUCCGCACCGACCACGACAAAGGAAGAAUGGGCCUGAACUUCCACCAUCCUGGAGACCACAUCAUGCCCCUCAACAGUAAGUCACUUCAUAAAAGACAUGGAAACGUUAAGUCGUAG